Molecule: messenger RNA, 988 nt
Organism: Andrographis paniculata
Lineage: Eukaryota; Viridiplantae; Streptophyta; Magnoliopsida; Lamiales; Acanthaceae
Product: probable pectin methylesterase CGR3
Exons: 7
Coding region: 115-888 (257 amino acids)
Biological process (GO): pectin metabolic process
Molecular function (GO): methyltransferase activity
Source: RefSeq, a predicted model, not a curated record
UUCACGCAAUUUUUGUCUGUUCGAUCACUCUCCUUCCUUCCUUUCUCGUUUUUGCUCACAGUUUAGGGUACAUGAUACGUCACGCCUCGUUAACCUGCAACAAAUCCCCCAACAAUGCAGAUGUCCAGAAGGCCCAUAAAUCCUUCCCGACGCGCAUCCGAGAGUGGGAAGACACCCCAAUCUGUCUUCUUCAUUCAUUCCAGAUCGCGCUCCCGCCCUUACCUAUCAAUUGCGGCCGUCGUUCUGGGAGCAUUCCUUCUUAUCGGUUAUCUGUAUCGCGGGAAAGGUACUCUGCAAAACAGUAGAGCAAUCAGUUGGGUACAAGGCGAUUUUUCAUGCCACGAUGAAGUUCUACGCGCGAUUCCAAUUUUAAAAGAAGCAUACGGCGAUAGCAUGCAUAAGGUGCUCCAUGUAGGCCCUGAUACAUGCUCGGUUACCUCUGCAUUGUCGAAAGAAGAAGAGACAGAAGCUUGGGGCGUGGAGCCUUACGACAUAGAAGAUGCUGAUCUAACUUGCAGGACUUUAGUGCACAGAGGAAUUGUUCGUGUCGCAGACAUUACAUUCCCUCUUCCCUACAGAGCAAAGUCAUUCCUCCUCGCCAUUGUCUCCGAUGCACUGGAUUACUUGUCUCCUAAGUAUCUCAACAGAACCAUCCCUGAAAUGGCAAGAAUGUCGUCGACAGGCCUCGUCAUCUUCACAAGAUAUCCGCGGCAUCAAAGAUCCAAAGAAGCCGAAAAAGACAGGGGUGGACACAAGUUUAAGUCGAGAAACUCGACUUGGUGGACGACGUAUUUCGCGGAGUUAAGCCUGGAAGAAAAUGAAACAGCUGCCAAGAAGUUCCAGAAGGCUUCAGAGAAACUAGCAUUCAUUCGCAUUUGCAUUCUUUGAAGAAUCUCUAAUUUUGCCUUCAAUCGAGUGCUAUCCUUUCGGACGCCCAUGCCGACUACAAUAGCUCAUGAUUUCUGAAAUCUCUGGGAACACACGCAAC